CCUAAUCAGACGCAUGUUGUGUUGUGUACAAAAAGAAACGUCAAACUAAAGUUGAGCGAACCAAAACGAAACGGCCAAGAAAUAAGCAAACCCACUGGAAACCACCAAGGACGAAGCACAGGACGCACGAAUAAUCACCAGAUAAAAAGCGAGAGAGCGGUGAAUCCGUAGCGAACCGCUUUCCCAAAAAGCGGCGGCCCCAAAAAAAAUCGCCCACAAGAGAAUCCACCAAUAACCCACACUCACACAAACGCGCGAGCACACACAACCAAACACACACACGCGCAGCCAAGGAGCAAAAGAAGAAUUGCGCCAGAAGAAGCAGCAGCAUCUAGAAUCUAGUAGUGCAAUCACCCGGAUCCACAGGUUCUCGUUCCAACGGUUGGAGCAGCACCAAGGAAACAGACCAGGAAUCAGCAGAUCGUUAGCAGGCAGCAGCAACCAGUCGGCCACUCAGAAUCAUUGCCAGGAUGAGCAUGGAGAAAGUAGCCAGCAAGCAGUACGAGUCGAAAAUCUGGCCAGAUCUCGUCGACAGUGACGACAGCGAUGUGGAGAACGAGAUAGAUGUGGACAAGCUGCCGCCUCUGGAGGUCGGUCCCGGCGAGAACCGGCUGCAGCACACAUACUGCCUCUGGUUCUCCCGCAAGGGGACGCAGCGGGCGGCCGCCGACUACAGCAAGUCGCUGCACGUGGUCGGCCGGUGCGCCAGCGUGCAGCAGUGGUGGUCGCUCUACUCGCACCUCAUCCGACCCACCGCCCUGAAGCCCUACCGGGAGCUCAGCCUGUUCAAGCAGGGCAUCAAGCCGAUGUGGGAGGACCCGGCGAACAGCAAGGGCGGCCAGUGGGUGAUACGGCUGCGCAAGAACAAGAUCGAGCGUGCCUGGGAGAACGUCUGCAUGGCGAUGCUCGGCGAGCAGUUCCUCGUCGGCGACGAGAUAUGCGGCAUUGUGCUACAGACGAAAUAUCCGGAGGAUAGCUUAUCAGUAUGGAACCGGACUGCCACUGAUAUGACCAGUACAACACGUAUCCGUGAUACGUUACGCAGGAUAUUAAAUAUACCUCUAACAACGGCAAUGGAGUAUAAGAUACACUGUGAUAGCCUUAAAUAUGUUUCAAUUAAUAAAGGCCCAUUGAAAAGCUGAAAUUCAGUGAAUAACUAUAAACAAAAGAAAAACAAAAACAAUAAUUACACAAACAGAUAAUAUAUAAGUCGCUAGUGGAAGCAGCAAAAGUCACAAGUUCAUCGACAGCACAGACAAGAGAAACCGAAACCAACAGCAGUUAGCACAAGGAACCAUCGUGGACACACUGGAACACAUCAUCCCCAUCGGAGCCGAACCCACAUCCUAGAAAGCCGUAUCAACAACGAUGGCGGGAGUGGCUCCCAACUCGGCCAUUUCCGCCUCAGAAAUCGAACAUUAAAUCCAUAGCAAGGCAAAUUAAUAUUUAAGCGCUAAUGAGACAAAUCUUUGUAUUUUAAACGAGUUUACAAAGUGUGUGUAUAUAUGAAACGCCAUGAAUAUGUUAGUUUGUAUGUAUAAAGUUUACAUUAGGCAUUCCCUAUUAAAGAAAAUUAAAGUCCCUUAACAACUGCCUGAUACUGAAGCUACUAAUCUGGCUGAAUCAAUCUUAGUUUAUUUUGUAUUAAUUUAUCGAACCUUAUCUCUUAAUCAACCCAAAGCGAUUGGACCACCUCUUGUAUUGUAGCCUUACUGAUUAUCGCCAUAGCCGGCAGGCAGCCAACACACAAGAUAACGAAUCAAUGAAACUGACACACUAACUAGCCGAUACUGUAUUUAUCUGUUUGCAAUGAUUAUUUUAAAUUAAUGAUACAAACCGAAACUGAAUAAUCAAAUUGUUUGUUUUUGUUCUUGAAGAAAUACAAAAAGUUUUUUACGUGAAGAAAAAAAAGAGAAAAACUAAAAAUUGAAACAAAAAGCAAAACCCAGUUGUUUUACAUAUACCCAAAAGAGAUCAGAGAAUCACCGGCACCUUCACUCGAACCAUAGCCUCACACAUCCCAAAAUUUAUCUAUCCCGUUAACUUCCUCCGGUACAGUACAACCAACGCAA
Messenger RNA from Drosophila ficusphila, 2072 nucleotides. It is a transcript of the gene eIF4EHP, whose product is annotated as eukaryotic translation initiation factor 4E type 2. Gene Ontology annotation, cellular component: eukaryotic translation initiation factor 4F complex. The transcript is spliced from 4 exons. Gene Ontology annotation, molecular function: RNA 7-methylguanosine cap binding; translation initiation factor activity. The record is from RefSeq and is a predicted model, not a curated record. Gene Ontology annotation, biological process: translational initiation. NCBI's taxonomy places the organism in Eukaryota, Metazoa, Arthropoda, Insecta, Diptera, Drosophilidae. The coding region runs from base 471 to 1142 and encodes 223 amino acids.